AGUAUCUUAGGUAUAAAAGGUCGUAGGGAUUGAACUUUUCGAUUAGAACUUACAAAAUGAAGCUGCUGGUUGGUCGUUAUGUUCUGCUAGUCUGCAUUUCGGCAGUCCUGGUUCUAGCCGAAGAUGAUGUUGCAUCAGAGAAACCUAUCGCAUCUACCCCAUUGGCAACACCGACCACCACUCGUGGCCCUAUUGUUGAUGUUGUAACGGAAAAACUUAUCAAAUUAGCACCUGAGUCUGAAAAAACCACUCCGAGUCCAGUGAACAAAAACCCAAAAGUUUAUAGUACCCCGAAUGUGAAAGAGAACAUUGUACGUGAAAUAGUGGUAAUUCAUGAUCGCGAUGGAUACCAUCUGGACCGCGAUCAUCACCAUCAUCAUGAACAUGAUUACCAUCAUGCGCCACCUCCUCGCCAACCACCACCACCACCGCAUCAUCAUCUAGAUCAUCAUAUAGAUCACCAUCAUCCACCACCUCCGAAUUAUCACCAUUAUCCCCCACCUUAUGCAGGUUACUAUCCACCCCAUCAUCACUAUCUGCCAUAUUCGCAUGGAAUCAUGCCUCAAGCCUAUGCUACUGGAGCUCUUCAUCCACCACCAACCUAUCCCUAUUAUCCACCACCACCAGGACCUUACUACAAUCCACGUCCCAUGAAGCCAUCAGCAACAAUAAUUGAAAGUACUUCGACUACUAGCAGUUCGGGACAGAGUAUACCUAAGCCCGGUGAUUUGCUUAAUCAAGGAACCGAUUUUUUGUGGAACUUAUUUGAUAAACUCGGUGACGUGAAUGAUGAAAAUCAAGAGCAAGAAGUCGUUGCUAUCAAUCAAAAACCAUCAUCAUCUUCAUCAUCAUCAUCGGUGCAAACAUCAAGUUCAUCUCAGCAAAUGUUACCACCGACUUGGUACUCCACGCUGAAGAAGAAAAUUAUGUUUCGUAAAAGAACUGUUUAAUUCUUUACAACGAGUGUAACUUUUUGAAAAAAAAAAAAAUAUUUAUAAAAAUACAUUUUUUCGGAU
Eupeodes corollae is the source of this 1016-nucleotide messenger RNA. RefSeq lists its product as uncharacterized. The transcript is spliced from 2 exons. NCBI's taxonomy places the organism in Eukaryota, Metazoa, Arthropoda, Insecta, Diptera, Syrphidae. The record is from RefSeq and is a predicted model, not a curated record. The coding region runs from base 57 to 950 and encodes 297 amino acids.